AAGACCAAAAGAAAAAAAAAAACUUUUUCUUUUCUGAUGAAUCGUAUCUAUUAGCUAUGAGCCUGAGGUGAUGAUCAUGUCAACAUAACCAUCAACGUUCUACCAUGGCUAGUCAUAGCAACAAAGGCAAAGGCAUAGCAGAAGGAUCGUCUCAACCGCAAUCGCAACCGCAACCACAACCACACCAACCGCAAUCACCUCCUAACCCGCCAGCGUUAAGCCGGUACGAGUCACAGAAACGACGAGACUGGAACACGUUUUGUCAAUACCUGCGUAACCAACAGCCACCGGUUCACAUCUCGCAGUGUGGAUCAAACCACAUCCUCGAUUUCCUCCAAUAUCUCGACCAGUUUGGGAAGACAAAGGUUCAUAUCCAUGGAUGCGUUUUCUUCGGACAGGUUGAGCCAGCGGGACAGUGUAACUGUCCUUUAAAACAAGCGUGGGGGAGUUUAGAUGCUUUGAUCGGACGGCUAAGAGCGGCUUUCGAGGAGAACGGAGGAUUGCCGGAGAGAAACCCUUUUGCCGGCGGCGGAAUUAGGGUUUUUCUGAGGGAAGUGAGAGAUUCACAGGCGAAGGCAAGAGGAGUUCCGUACAAGAAAAGAAAAAAGAGGAAGAAGAGGAAUCCUAUGAAGAGUCAUGAUGGUGAAGAUGGUACUACGGGAACUAGUAGUAGCUCCAACUUGGCUUCUUAGCGGAAGCAAACAAAAAAUCUAUAAUAAAACAAAGUGGAAUUAGUUAAUGGUAAGCAUUUAAUACUCUCCAUAAUCUCUAUUAAUUUUCAGUACUUUAAUCCUAUUUUGUGAUCUAUUUACAAUUUUACAUAUAGAGUGAAAAGAAACAAUUCUACAUUCGUUUCUUGAUAGUCAGCUCUUAAUGCAUAGUUGAAUUUUAUACGUAUCAUACCCAAACUAUAAGAUUAAUCUUGAUCUUAGAUCAUAUACAUAUAUCAUCAUGGUGUGUACCCUAAGUUUCAUAAUCAUUUUUCUUAACUAUUUAUGUGGAU
This is a messenger RNA of Arabidopsis thaliana (thale cress), 1003 nucleotides long. It is a transcript of the gene LSH7, whose product is annotated as LIGHT-DEPENDENT SHORT HYPOCOTYLS-like protein (DUF640). Lineage: Eukaryota; Viridiplantae; Streptophyta; Magnoliopsida; Brassicales; Brassicaceae. The coding region runs from base 105 to 692 and encodes 195 amino acids. The transcript has a single exon. Gene Ontology annotation, cellular component: nucleus. The record is from RefSeq and is marked reviewed.